Molecule: messenger RNA, 2100 nt
Organism: Cavenderia fasciculata
Lineage: Eukaryota; Evosea; Eumycetozoa; Acytosteliales; Cavenderiaceae
Exons: 6
Coding region: 1-2100 (699 amino acids)
Source: RefSeq, a predicted model, not a curated record
AUGGAUAUGCCAACAGGAAAGUUCAUAUCUGAUGUUAUCAAGUAUUUUAAAGAAGUAGAAGUGGAAGUGCAGAAUAAAGAACAUGCUCUUCCAAAUCAAAAAACAAUACUACUACUCUCAAAGAAUACAGAACAAAAAGUGAUAUGGUUACUUUAUCUACUUGCAAAUGGUGCACCACCACAAACAAAGAAAAAGACUGCCAAUAAAGAUAUAACGAUCCAUAGUGCAUCAAUUAAAGCACUAUCUCAAGUAUUUGUAAAAGCAACAGCACCAGCACUACAAGUAUCAAGAGAACUAAAACAAAGGAUAAAAAAAGAGAUUUUAGAAUAUCUCAACAAACCAUUUAAUUGGUUAGAUGAACAACAAAGUCACCGUGAUUUAAAUCAAGCCCAGAAUUGUAUAAAUAUUAUUCAUAUUGCACAACAAGUUGGUGAUGAAUGGAAUGAAUUGAUAGAAUUUAUAAACAAUACGAUGAAACAUGAAUACUCUGUCCAAAGGACAGGCUUUAUGUUGAUGUAUCAAUCAAUUCAGUUGGGGUUUGAAAUAGAGAGGACCAUUCAUGUAGAGACACUUUUUAAUGCUCAGUAUGCUUCUCACAUCCCUUUUUGCAAGACAAUCACAGACUUGAUGGGUAAUGAUGAAUCAUUUUUUGGGUUUGUGGUCAAAUCGAUGGCAUCGCUUACUAGUAAAGGACCUGAAUUGGGCGACAUGCUAGAAAAUUUUCUUUAUUAUUUUUCUUAUAUACAAUGUCAUAUCAAGAGAGAUAGGUUAUUUCUACUCUUUAAAGACGAUAUAUUUGAUAUCAUAGUAAAUAUGUUACAAUUUGGUUUAUUAGUUUGUCCUUUAUCUUGUAUACGAGCCGUUAUUCCAAACUUUGUAAGUGAGCAACUCGACACAAAUAGUUAUUACAAUCAAUUGUACAUUGUAAAAGGGUUAGGGAAACUCAUUCAAUUCUCGGGAGAUGAAAAUAUUUCCAUCUCGGUUUACCUUUCAAGAUUGAUGAAACAUAUUUACUCUGUAUUGGAAGUCGACUUUGUAUCGGAUGAAAUCGACUCGAGACAAGUAAAUUCUUCAUCUUGUUUGUUGAGAAGAAAUCGUGAAAAGUAUAGCAACGAAGAAAUGGUUGAUUACAUUCAGCAAACUCUUUUAUUAUUGCACGAGAUUGUUAAAGUGGUCCCUUGGCAACAGAUUUAUCCAUAUGCUUGGUGCCUAGCCAUACACCUUGUCAAAUUCCGAAACUUCCACGAAUCAUUUGCAAUCAUCCCAUAUCUCUUGUCGUCAAUCAGCAAUGACCCAAAAUAUUUUGAUUCCCUAUCAGAUAAUCGUUUCGACUAUUUCGGUGGCGUCUUUGGUAUUUUCCACAUAGUAAUGCUUGACAAACGGUUUUCAGAGAUUCCAUCCUUUAUCUUGGUGACUCGUUCACUCCAUCAUCUCCUCCAAGCAGUCGCACCUGCUGUUAACUUGGACGUCGAGCGAGUAUUUGAAGGUUUUAAACAAUCCUACGCAUUGCAAUAUCGUCAAUUUCUAGCUCUUUUACUAGAUCACCAGUAUUCCAACCAAGAUGAAGAUGAAGAUGAAGAAGAAGAAGAAGAUCAAGAAAUGACCAUAGAUGAACCUGAAAGGAAUGACGAUGAUCAUAAUAUUCAAAGUUUAGAACUAUUUGCUGCUAAUUGCGGUAUUAUGAUAACGAGUUUCAUAGACUUUGACAAGGAGGAUAUUCAAGACUGGACAAAGAAUAUAAUCUUUAUUGGUCGCUUUGAUAGUGUAGUGUCGGUGUUUGGUGGUUCAAUUCAAUUUGCUAUCAAACAAUAUUUGCAAAUACCAAAUGUUGGAGAAUUGGUGGAUGCUGGAGCGUUUAAGAUUGAAAACAUUAUCAAUCUAUUGGAUAUUAUUAAAUUGACAUCGAGUACAACGAUGAUAAUGACAAAUGAUUUGAAAAUGGCGAUUGAAACCAUCAUCGAAUUUGUUGAAAGAUAUCUAUCUUUUGUACCUUUAAUUUAUAAUCAAGAAGAAGAAAAGAACAAAACUCGUCAACAAAUCAAUGUCAUUCUUUACAAUACUAUGAGUAAAAAAUGGUUUAAAGGAAAUAAAAUUAAUUAA